Messenger RNA from Durusdinium trenchii, 603 nucleotides. The record is from the annotation of a GenBank genome assembly. Lineage: Eukaryota; Dinophyceae; Suessiales; Symbiodiniaceae.
AUGUCGGGACUGGAGUUUUUUAUGGAUGGUGGAGCGACCUUUGCAGGACUCCUCUCUGCAGGAGCCGCACUUGUCGGUUACAAGCAGCAGAAAGAAGAUGACUCCGAACUUGUGGAUGAUGAGGAGGAGCUGGAGCGUUUGCGCAAGAACCUAGGUGAAGCUUGUAUUUCGGCAUGUGCAGCUCAUUCCGCGAUCACAGCAGCUUGGGGGCAACCUCUUUCUCUCUUCAAAGCAGAAGGCAGCCAACUUCAAGUUCAGUGGCUCAAAGUUCUGGAAUUUGCCCAAGCCUUGGUUGAAAAGGCUGCAGAGUUGGAAGAUUUGGCUGACGUCUACGAUGCACAGUUGCAUUUGGCCAUUACUCAGCAUCGAAGCCUGCGAAGGACUCCAGUGCAUGUGCUGGAAGGCAAGUUGGAUGAAAUUAGUUUGCUUUUGACUUCGCAGAUUCCGGCGGUCGUUUUUGCCAAAGAAGCCAAUACUCAUGGAGACGUGACUAGACUUCAGUCCGCCUUGGCAGCGAGAUGCCACCAGGCGCGGUUUUCUGGGGCUUUCUUGCGGGAGGAAGGUUGUAUUGAUGACACAAGGAUUGACACAAGAAUUGAAUAG